This is a messenger RNA of Spirodela intermedia, 1935 nucleotides long. The record is from the annotation of a GenBank genome assembly. Lineage: Eukaryota; Viridiplantae; Streptophyta; Magnoliopsida; Alismatales; Araceae.
AUGAGCGGGGCGGGCGGCCAGCUCCCAUCCGUUCUGUGUCUCCUUGGCGCCUGCAGGUCCCCCUCCCACCUCGCCCAGCUGCAAGCCCACGUCCUCAAGACCCGCUUCGACGCCGACGCCGUGGUCGCCGGCAAGCUCAUCCUUAUCGCCGCCGUCACCCUCGACGGCACCCUCCCUCAUGCUCUUCGCCUAUUCUCCUCCCUCCCGGCGCCUGCCAGAGACGACCCCUUCAUCCAUAACGCCCUCAUCCGCGGCCAUGCGGAGUCGGACCAUCCUGCCUGCGCCGUGGCAGCCUACAGCUCCAUGCGCCGUGCUGGCGUGCCGCCGGACAGCUUCACCUUCGCCUUCUCCCUCAAGGGCGCCGCCAAUGCCCGCUCAUCCGCCGCCGGGCGUCAGCUCCACGCCCAAUCCGCCCUUCACGGGCUCGACUCCCAUCUCUACGUCGCCACCACCCUCGUCAGCUUGUACGCCGAGUGCGGCCACGGAGACGCCGCCCUGAGGGUCUUCGACGGAAUGCCCCAGCGGAACGUGGUGGCGUGGAACGCCGCCAUCACGGCCUGCCUCCGGUGCGGCGACGUGCCCGCCGCGGAGGCCCUCUUCUUGCGGAUGCCAGCAAGGAACUCGACCUCCUGGAACCUCCUGCUCGUAGGGCACAUCAGGUCUGGGGAGCUUCCCCCGGCGGCAAGGAUCUUCCACCAGAUGCCAGAGAAGGACCCCGUCUCGUGGAGCACCAUGAUCGCCGGGCACGCCGGGAACGGCGACUUCGAGGAGGCGUUCCUCUUCUUCCGCGAGUCGCUGCGAGCGCGUUGCCGCCCGAACGAGGUCACCCUCACGGCGGUCCUCUCGGCGUGCGCCCACGCGGGCGCGCUGGCGUUCGCCAGGUCCCUUCACGGCCGCCUGGACAAGACCGGGCUCCGGCACCUCGUCGCCGUCGGCAACGCCCUCCUGGACGCCUACGCCAAGUGUGGGGAGCUGGAGAUGGCGCGGAGGGUCUUCUACCGCUGGAUGGAGAAGAGAACCGUCGUAUCCUGGACGGCGAUGGUCGCCGGGCUCGCCAUGCACGGACGCGGCAAGGAGGCCGUGCGAGUCUUCCGCGAGAUGGAGGAGCAGGGGACGAGGCCUGACGGCGUGGCCUUUGUCACGCUCCUCUAUGCCUGCAGUCAUGGUGGGCUGGUCGAGAAGGGGUACCACUUCUUCUGCAUGAUGGAGGAGAGGUACGGAGUAGAGCCCUCGGUCGAGCACUACGGCUGCAUGGUCGACAUGUACGCACGGGCAGGGAGGCUGGAGGAGGCGUACCAAUUCGCCCUGCGGAUGCCGGCGAGGCCCAACGCCGUCGUAUGGCGGACGGUGCUCGGCGCGUGCAGCAUCCGCGGGGACGUCACCAUGGCGGAGCGGGUCGAGCGGCGGCUGGCGGAGCUGGAGCCUGGCGACGCCGGCGACCACGUUCUGCUGUCGAAUACCUACGCCACCGCAGGGAGGUGGGAGGACGCCGCGGUGGUGAGGACGACGAUGAGCCGGCGAAGGAUUAGGAAACCGCCGGGCUGGAGCGCCAUCGAGGUCGGCCCGGCGGUGUACAGGUUCGUGGCGGGGGAGGGCCAGUCCGGCGAGGCCGACGGCAUGCUGGCGGAGAUCAUGUCCCGGCUGGCGGCGGAAGGGUACGUGCCGGAGGUGGCGAGGGCCCUGCGAGACGUUGAGGAGGAGGAGAAGCAACUCGCCGUAGCCCGGCACAGCGAGAAGCUGGCGGUGGCGUUUGGGCUCGCCAGGGCCUGCCCCGGCGCGGUGAUAAGGGUGGUGAAGAACCUGAGAGUGUGCACGGACUGUCACACGAUGAUGAAGCUGAUAUCCAAGGCCUACCGCCGGGAGAUCGUCCUCAGAGAUCGGAGCCGCUUCCACACCUUCGUCGAGGGGUCCUGUUCUUGCGGGGAUUUUUGGUGA